AUGUUGCUCAAAGAGUCUCACGUCGAUGUCCCUAUCACUGCCAAUGGCAAGGAUGGCACCAUGCGUAUCUUUGUCUUCCAUCCUACUAUUCCUGGAUAUCCCAAUGCACGAUUCCCAGGCGUGAGUCUCUUCAGUGAGAUUUACCAAGUCACCGGUCCUGUGGCUCGCUUUGCCCGCCAGAUCGCUGGCCAGGGCUACAUCGUUGCCGCUCCUUCAUCAUACCACGACUUCACAGGUCCCGAGGCUCUCAAGUACGACGCCGAGGACACUGACCGUGGCAACAAAUACAAGAUCGAAAAGACCCUCGAGUCUUACGACGCUGAUUCGUAUGCUACCGUUGACUAUCUCCUCUCACUUCCCACUUGCACAGGACGCAUUGGUUCCACAGGCAUGUGCCUCGGUGGUCAUCUUGCCGUCCGUGCUGCUCUUGACCCUCGCAUUUCUGCUUGUGUCGGUUACUUCGCUACAGACAUUCACUCUCGCACACUGGGCCCCUUCGAUGCUCCCAACACUUCCUCUACCGCCCCUGCUAACAGCAACCACACUUUGGACCUUUUCCACAAGUUCAAGGGCGAGGUUGCCAUGAUCUUUGGAGUGAAGGAUACUCACGUCCCUGACGCUGGCCGUGAUCUCAUCCGUGCCAAGCUCCGUGAGGCUGGUGUCGUCACUAGCUUCUACGAGUUUGCCUGGGCUCAGCAUGCCUUCAUCCGUGAUGAGCUCAGCAAGGGUCGUUACGAUCCUGCCAUCACCAAGGUCUGCUUCGAGGUUCUGCUAGAGCUCUUUGGUCGUGUCCUCAAGACUGACCUAGGAGCCAAGGAUGGCGAUGUCCCAGCACCAGAGCACGAUUGUUAA
This is a messenger RNA of Fusarium pseudograminearum CS3096, 852 nucleotides long. RefSeq lists its product as uncharacterized. The transcript is spliced from 6 exons. The coding region runs from base 1 to 852 and encodes 283 amino acids. Gene Ontology annotation, molecular function: hydrolase activity. NCBI's taxonomy places the organism in Eukaryota, Fungi, Ascomycota, Sordariomycetes, Hypocreales, Nectriaceae. The record is from RefSeq and is a predicted model, not a curated record.